AGUGGGUCGCUUCGGAUCAGUUCAAGGUCGGGUGAACUUACACGGCUGGAAUUUUAUUUACACAUACAAGUCUCUUGUUUCAAAAUUUCCGGUUGUCAUUGGUCAAAGUGUGUCCUUUAAAGAAAAAUUUCUCAUCUUUAUUUUAAAACUUAAAAAGGUUUCUGUUGAAUGCCAGCAUGGAUUAGCAUAUGUAUAACACUGAAGGAUCUAACAGUGGCUGUAUGAGUGGGUGGAGAUAAAAGCGAGUGAAGCAAGAUGGCAACUAAUGAGGAUAUGAUUGAUGGGCGGCCCAUGGAAUAUGGGCUCAGCUUGGAGGAGCUCAGGGAGCUUAUGGAACACCGUAAACAUGAGGCCUAUGAGACUAUACAGACCAGAUAUAACGGUGUUAUGGAAAUGUGCAAGAAAUUAUACACAUCUAGUAAUGAAGGAUUAUCGGGUAGUCCAGUGGACUUAGAGCAUAGGCGGAAAGUGUUUGGUGGAAAUGUGAUACCCCCAAAACCUCCAAAAACUUUCUUUCAAUUAGUGUGGGAAGCUAUUCAGGACGUUACAUUAAUAAUUCUAUUAGUAGCAGCUCUUAUAUCAUUAGGAUUAUCAUUUUAUUCCGGCUCGGCAGCAGAAGAAGAAGGAGGCGGCGAUGCUUCAGAGAAAGAAGCUGGGUGGAUUGAAGGUGUAGCGAUUUUAAUUGCUGUUGUUGUUGUUGUUUUGACAACUGCUUUUAAUGACUGGCAAAAAGAGAAACAAUUUAGAGGAUUACAAGCAAAAAUAGAACAUGAACACCAGUUUAGUGUGAUACGAGCAGGCGAAGUGAUUCAAAUUCCUGUAGGAGAUAUAGUGGUUGGAGAUAUUUGUUUAGUUAAAUAUGGUGAUUUAUUACCUGCUGAUGGUGUUAUUAUACAAAGUAAUGAUUUAAAAGUUGAUGAAAGUUCAUUAACUGGAGAGUCAGAUCAUGUAAAGAAGGGAGAAGCUAUAGAUCCAAUGUUAUUGUCAGGUACCCAUGUGAUGGAGGGAAGUGGUAAAAUGCUCACAACUGCGGUAGGAAUCAAUUCUCAGACUGGUAUUAUUUUCGCCCUCCUUGGCGGCGCCUCGGAAGAAAAAGAUGACAAAAAGAACAAGCAAAAUGCAGAAAACAAUGCUCAGGGUCAGAAUGCAGGCACCAAGGGAACGGGACCCACGCAACCAUUGCUUAGCGAUCCAGGCAGAGUGGACACAGAAGCAGUCAACCUUGAAAUGACGGGUAAUUCACACCACGCAAAUGCCAGUAACAAGGUGAGCAACAAAAUACCGGAGGAAGUUGAGGAAGCGGCACCAGAGGCAGCCAAGACGCAUCAAGCCAGCACCAGAAAGGAGAAGUCCGUUCUUCAGUCAAAGCUUACAAAACUUGCAAUUCAGAUUGGUUAUGGAGGUACCGGUAUUGCUGUAUUAACUGUCCUUAUACUCAUCAUUAAGUUUUGUGUGAAGAAAUUUGCAGUGGAGGAAAAAACCUGGGACUGGGGUUAUAUAGAGUACUUCGUAAAUCAUUUCAUCAUUGGUGUUACCGUGCUGGUAGUGGCUGUGCCUGAGGGUCUCCCAUUAGCUGUAACCUUAUCUCUUGCUUACUCUGUUAGGAAAAUGAUGCACGAUAAUAACCUUGUGAGGCAUUUAGACGCGUGUGAGACAAUGGGUAAUGCCACCGCAAUUUGUUCUGACAAAACGGGUACAUUGACCACUAAUAGAAUGACAGUGGUACAGAGCUAUAUUGGAGGUGUACAUUAUAAAUCAGUUCCCAACUUUCAAACAUUGUCAAACAAGAUACAGGAGGUGCUGGUGAAAGCUAUAUCCAUCAACAGUGGUUACACUUCGCAAGUUGUUAAAGGUGAACAAGAAGGGGAACUCCCGAAUCAGCUUGGUAACAAGACCGAGUGCGCAUUGCUGGGCUUUGUCAUGGAUCUAGGUCAGAGUUACGAAGCAGUAAGAGAGGACCAUCCACAGGAUACUCUUGUCAAGAUUUAUACUUUCAACUCAAUGAGAAAGUCAAUGAGUACAGUUAUACACCUGCCGGGAGGAAAUUUCCGUUUGUUUACAAAAGGAGCAUCUGAAAUGGUCCUGAAUAAGUGUGAAUAUAUCCUUGACUGUAAAGGUGAACCACAACAUUUCUCUGUUGAGAAUCAAGAAACAGUGAUCAAAAGCAUCAUAGAACCUAUGGCAGGGGAUGGUCUUCGAACUAUCUGUAUUGCUUACAAAGACUACAGAAAAGAGAAGCAAGGUAUCAAUGAUGAGCUGUUUGAUGAGGAACCUGACUGGGAUGAUGAAGACGCAGUUGUCCGAGGACUUACCUGUAUUUGUGUCGUAGGCAUUGAGGAUCCUGUCAGACCAGAGGUUCCCAAUGCCAUUAAGAAAUGUCAGCGAUCAGGUAUUUGUGUACGUAUGGUCACUGGUGACAAUGUGAAUACAGCCCGCUCUAUUGCAGCUAAAUGUGGUAUCUUACAUGUGAAUGAUGAUUUUCUCGUCCUAGAGGGCAAGGAGUUCAACAAACGUAUCCGAGACCCAGCCACUGGAGAGGUUUCCCAAAAAUUGUUAGACCAGUUGUGGCCCAAUCUCAGAGUACUGGCUAGAUCAUCUCCACAAGAUAAAUACAUUCUCGUAAAAGGAAUUAUUGAUAGUAAACUGACAUCAAAUCGGGAGGUUGUCGCAGUAACAGGAGAUGGAACCAAUGAUGGACCUGCUUUAAAGAAGGCUGAUGUUGGAUUUGCUAUGGGUAUAUCUGGUACUGAUGUAGCGAAGGAGGCUUCAGACAUCAUUUUAACAGAUGAUAACUUCACAAGCAUAGUUAAAGCUGUAAUGUGGGGAAGGAACGUAUAUGACAGCAUUGCAAAGUUCUUACAGUUUCAAUUGACAGUGAAUGUAGUGGCUGUACUCGUAGCUUUCCUUGGUGCUUGUAUUAUAGACGACAGUCCACUAAAAGCUAUACAGAUGUUGUGGGUCAACCUGAUUAUGGACACUCUGGCAUCCCUUGCCCUUGCAACAGAAUUGCCCAGUGAGGAACUCCUAGAACGUAAACCAUAUGGACGUACAAAACCACUCAUAUCGAGAACUAUGAUGAAAAAUAUCUUUGGCCAUUCUGUUUAUCAACUUAUUGUUGUGUUUGUCUUAUUGUUUGCUGGUUCCGACCUUUUUGAUAUUCCAGACGGCAAAGGCAGACUACUCCAUGCUCCACCCACACAACAUUUUACCAUUAUAUUUAAUACUUUUGUUAUGAUGACUUUAUGUAAUGAAAUAAAUGCUCGAAAGAUCCAUGGGCAGCGAAAUAUAUUCGAGGGUUUGCAACGGAACCCAAUAUUUAUUGGAAUUUGGAUAGGAACCAUGAUUGGACAGAUAAUAAUUGUACAGUUUGCUGGUGUAGCAUUUUAUACAGAGUCUCUAACCUUAGACCAAUGGUUAUGGUGUAUAUUUUUUGGGGUUGGAACAUUGAUCUGGGGCCAGAUCGUAACGUCACUACCCACAAAGAGUUUACCGAAACAUUUAUGCAGUUGGGGUAAAGGUGAGCCAGAGGAUGUUGAUGAAAUUGAUGCAGCGGCUGAAGCACAAACUUCAGCUGAUGGUGUGGGCCGCCGUGGCCAGAUCCUCUGGGUGAGAGGCCUAACGCGCCUCCAACAACAGAUCCGAGUAGUUAACGCUUUCCGCAUGGGGCUGGACACAAGGUACGACAGUCAUAGUCUAACCUCUGUGCGAAGCAUUCACUCUUUCCAGAGUUCCAAGUUUCAGAAGCAGCACAGUGGACAGCCAACGAGCCCGCUCGCAUCACCCGACAUUGCCCAUAACUCAGAAACAACUACUAAUCUGUGAACUCUCUGCAUGUGUUUUAUGUUCACAUUUCAUUUAUGGAUUUAAUAUGGAGAUGAUUAACAUUUUUACAAACCAUUGACUGCAGCUGUGCAUUAAUAACAAAUUUAACUUUUUUAUAUUUUUUUAGUGACUGUAAUGCCAUCAUUCUUUUUUCGUGAAGCAGUUCAAAGAAAUUAUAAGACUAUUGGGUCUGGCAAAAUAAUCAAGAAAUACAGAUUUGUGAAUAAGACAAAAUGUUGGUGAGAAAUAAGAAACGUCUGUCAGGGAAAGUGAUGAAGUUUUGAUAAAUUAAUCUGCUUAUUUAGUAAAUCAAUCAAAAGUGUAAAACUGAGAAAGUGCCCUCUAUGUUUAUUACUUUAUUUUUAAGUUCGGUUUCAGAUCAGUGCAAGAAAAAAAAAACAGUUACCCCCCUUAGAUCAGUGUUAUAGUGCUUUUAGUAUUUCAUGUGGUAGCAGAGUUGACAAGCAAUAAGCAUUGUAAAUGGUGUACGCAUUUUGUUGUAAUAAAAUUACCCGCCAUUUUAUACCCUCUUGUUGCUAUGCUCAUAUAUGAGCCGUGCCAUGGGAAAACCAACAUAGUGGGUGUGCGACCAGCAUGGAUCCAGACCAGCCUGCGCAUCCGCGCAGUCUGGUCAGGAUCCAUGCUGUUCGCUUUUAAAGCCUAUUGGAAUUAAAGAAACUGUUAGCGAACAGCAUGGAUCCUGACCAGACUGCGCGGAUGCGCAGGCUGGUCUGGAUCCAUGCUGGUCGCACACCCACUAUGUUGGUUUUCCCAUGGCACGGCUCAUAUGUAUUUCUCAUAUCAUUAGACAUUCAGGAUAUUACAACGCAGCUCAUAGUGAAAAUCAUGUGCAAUUUAUAUACCAAUUUAUAUACAUAUAUAGCCUAGCAUACACAUUUAAAACAAUAUCUUGCAUGGAGAAAGAUUUUUUCUUGGAUGCUGUUCCAGUUAAAAAAAAGUGCAGAUCAAGACUUUUGACAAGAAAUCAGGAUUAUAAUGAUAGCGGCUAUAAAUCAGGGAAUUACCUCGAUUGUUCAGUAUUUAACAAAUGUUUUUUAGCUCGACUAUUCAUAGAAUAGUGAGCUAUUGCACUCGCCCAUGCGUCGGCGUCCGCGUCGGCGUCCGCGUCCCGAUUUUGGUUAAGGUUUUGUAUGUAAGCUGGUAUCUCAGUAACCACUUGUGGGAAUGGAUUGAAACUUCACACACUUAAUCACUGUGACAAACUGACUUACAUUGCACAGGUUCCAUAACUCUAUUUUGCUUUUUUACAAAAUUAUGCCCCUUUUUCGACUUAGAAAUUUUUGGUUAAGGUUUUGUAUGUAAGCUGGUAUCUCAGUACUUACUAAUGGGAAUGGAUUGAAACUUCACAUACUUGUUCACUAUCAUGAUCUGACAUGCACUAAGCAAGUCCCAUAACUCUGCUCUCUUUUUUUUCAAAAUUAUGCCCCUUUUUUGACUUAGCAGUUUUUGGUUAAAUUUUUGUAUGUAAUCUGAUAUCUCAGUAUCCACUAAUUGGAAUGGAUUGAAACUUCACACACUUGUUCACUGUCAUGAUCUAACAUGCACUGUGAAGGUCCCAUAACUCUACUUGGCAUUUUUACAAAAUUAUGCCCCUUUGACUUUGCAGUUUUUUGUUAAGUUUUUGUAUGUAAGCUGGUAUCUCAGUAUCUACAAAUCGGAAAGGAUUGAAACUUCACACACUUGUUCACUGUCAUGAUAUGACAUGCAGUACAGAGGUUCAAUACCUCUACUUUGCAUUUUACAAAAUUAUGCCCCUUUUUCAACAUUUGUAUUCAUUCAAUUGACAAGGCUGUUGAAUAGUCGAGCGUUGCUGUCCUCCGACAGCUCUUGUUUAAAAAUGCAUUCAAGAGCAUCUCUUAAAUUAGAAUGGUCUUGUCAUCAAAGCUUAGUCGGUCUCAAAUAAUGAGAAACCAUGUGAUCAAAGUUUGUUUCAUCAAAGUGAAACAAAAUAAAACUCAAGAAGUUCAAAAUACACAUACCGUAUAGUUUGUAUGGAUUUAGUUCAAAGUAUAAUAAUUGAGCGGCAUUAUAAGAAAACCAACAUAGUGCAUUUGCGACCAGCAUGGAACCAGACCAGCCUGCGCAUCCGCGCUGACUGGUCAGGAUCCAUACUGUUCGUUAACAGUUUCUCUAAUUGCAAUAGGGUUUGAAAGCAAACAGUAUGGAUCAUGACCAGACUGCGCGGAUGCGCAGGCUGGUCUGGAUUCAUGCUGGUGGCAAAUGCACCAUGUUGGUUUUCUCAUGGUGCCGCUCAAUGUAUAGAAUAAAACAUUUAUAUUCAGGUUAUAUAUGCUGAUAUUUUAGCAUUAGAGUUCUUUAAUGUGUUUUGUUUUUUAUUUCCUUCCUGUGUUUACCUGGAAUAUUACGUAAUCGUCAAGUGCUCAAGUGAUUUCAGCCUUGUUGUAAAUCUAGAUUUCUGAAAUGCAGUGAUGACUUAAUAAACAAAACAAAAACUUUACGGUAUUGAAAUUUCAUGAUGAUCAGCUCUGCUUGAAUUAAUUUGAUGAAGUGGUUUCAGUAAUUUUACCUGUUUGAGUGCUAACAUAUUCAGUUGAGAGCCUAUUUUAGGAAGGCAUUGUUUAAGGGCAUUAUUUUCUAAUGAAAAUGAGCCUCCUUUGGGAAUGAGGAUACCAGUAUCCAGUUUUAUAUGAAAUUAGCGAACAAAUUAUACAUAAAAAUCUCAGUGUCAUUACAUAACUCAGUAGAGAUAAAUUUUUUGUCAUAAGUCCACUGGAGAUUUGAUGUGCCUUUUAGGGUUUCAUAUUAAGGAAGAAACAGGGUAAAAAAGGGAAGUGAUUAGUUACUAAUGUUUCAGACCUUUGGUUAUCAUGAUUACUAGACACAAUUUUGGAACAGCACUGUCUGAACUGUAAUGAGUUUUGCUUAAUGAUUGAACAGACUGAUAAAUCAUUAAAACUAUGUAGAGGACAUAUGCCUUAAAGUGAUUUGAGCCGUGCCAUGAGAAAACCAACAUAGUGGGUGUGCGACCAGCAUGGAUCCAGACCAGCCUGCGCAUCCGCGCAGUCUGGUCAGGAUCCAUGCUGUUCGCUUUUAAAGCCUAUUGGGAUUGGAGAAACUGUUAGCGAACAGCAUGGAUCCUGACCAGACUGCGUGGAUGCGCAGGCUGGUCUGGAUCCAUGCUGGUGGCAAAGCCACUAUGUUGGUUUUCCCAUGGCAUGGCUCAUUUAUGUCUGUAGGUCUGUUAUAGCUAACUGGUUUGCAGAAGGUCUUUGGUUCUACCCAGGUGCCCAUUUGUGAUGAAAUAAUGCACAGAGGGGCACCUUGGGUCUUCCUCCACCAUCAAAGCUGGAAAGUCGCCAUAUGACCUAUAAUUGUGUCGGUGUGACGUUAAACCAAACAAAAUAAAAACUGAUAUAGCUGACACAUCAGUAAAUAUGGAAAAAGUGCCCCUGCAAGUCUCUACAUAAAAGGGAGUAAGAUGAUAGCGCCUGAUGUUUUUAAGAUUUUGUGUUCUUACUUUGAUGUUGUUGGAAAUAGCACUGGAUUACAAAUUCCAAGUUCAUAAAACAUCAUAUGCUUGCUGUUUGUGCAUGCCAGAAUGACAUUAGUUUUUGUACACUUUACACAUCUUUGUUUUCCAAUCCUAUUCACUUUAAUAGGCUUGUGUACACUUUUUGUGACAUUGUGGUAAAUGACAAACAAAUACCAUUUAACUGAUUGAGGAGGAUAAUAUUCUAGUUAGGAUUUAUGAUUUAAUGAACAAAAGAGUUUUAAAAUAAAAAGAAAUUCUCUCUGCAUUUCUUAUGUUACGUUUUGUAAAAAAAAAAAAAAGAAACAGAGAUUAAGAGAAACUGGGGGUUUUCCCCACAUAUGUUUAAAGUGCCAACAAUUUUUUUAUCAGGACUAUUUGGUGUUCACAAAAGACAUCAGAAAAUAAUAAGAUGUUCUGGUGUUUUCAUUUAUCGUCAACCAUAGGUCUUCAGUUGUGAUGUUAGGAUUUUGAGAAUUGAAUGAACAGUUUAUUCUUACCAACACAGCUUGACAUAAUUAUCUAUUUAUUGCAAAAUGUAUUAGGAUAUACUUUUCUUAUACAUUCCACAAGUAUUUGCAUUGGCCCUAUUUAUUGCAUAAUUACCAGGUUUAGUAUAAUACCAGUAGAAUUAGUGUUACUUUUUGUAAAAUAAUACAGCUAUUUUAUAAAUGAUUCUUUUGAUUCUUUAUUAGAUUCUGCAAUCAUGGAGAAAUUUGUCAGUGACUUAAUUUUUUUGAAGACAAACCAAGGAAUAUCCCCUUUUAGAUUUAAAUUUAAAUUUUUUUUUUUUAAAAAUGUAGAACGAGUAAGAAGUUUUUGAAAAUAUUUUUCAUUUGGUUUGAAGUCUUAAUGUCAAGAUUGUGUAUACAUCCGGAAUUUUAUUCUGUUAAGGGAGUCAGAUUGGUUAUGCAGCAUAACUAUUAUUAAGGAUAUUUUUGUAUAAGGUUACGGAACUUUGAUACCCUUAUAUGAGCCACGUCAUGUGAAAACCAACAUAUUGCGUUUGAUACCAGCAUGGAUCCAGACGAGCCUGCGCAUCCGUGCAGUCUGGUCAGGAUCCAUGCUGUUCGCUUUCAAGGCCUAUAGGAAAUAGAGAAACUGUUAACGAACAGCAUGGAUACUGACCAGACUGCGUGGAUGCGCAGGCUGGUCUGGAUCCAUGCUGGUCGCAAACGCACUAUGUUGGUUUUCUCAUGGCAUGGCUCAAAUGUCAGACUGGCUUUCUGUACAUACUCUUCACUAUGGGGGUUGUAUGUGCUCUAUGAAAUUUUGGUGUUGGGCACUUUAGUGUGGUGACUUGCCUAUGGAUUUGUUUACAAGUCAUGAAAAUAUUCUGUGCAUUUUCCCAAUAUAUUGUAUAGUAAAAAAACAACAACUACUAUUUGAGUAUUGACACAAAUCAAAAAUGUAUCUUGUAUAUAAUAACAAUACAUGUUCCUUAAAACUAUGAUGUGAUAUAAACUAUAAAUGGUUCACUGUUCAUGUCAUGUUUAUGCCUCCACUCUUUGGGUCACUUCGCACAAGUGUUUUUCAUAAUAUGACAACAUGCAGCACCUACAGUAGUCAAUGCCAGGGUCAUACACUGAGCUGAAAGUUCAAAUAGACAAAAAAUAAUAAUUUUUUGCAAGUUCUAUGAUUUUUUUUUUCCAUGAAAAUUUUUGUGAUUUAUGAACACACAUUUUAAUGUUCAGUAAAAUCAGUGAAGAAUUUCAUAUCUGGGUAACAACUUCUUUACCCAGAAUGAUUAUUAUACUACAGGGUACAAAUAUUUGCUGCCGCAAGAUGAUGUGCAGUGCAACUUUCAAGCAUGUAAAUUUAAGGUCAAGGUCAUAAUCGGAAAUCGAAGAUUAAACUCCCAUUUCACAUUGGUUACAUGUUUCUAAUGUUUGUGCUGUGACGAACAGUUGAGGGAGAGACACAUGUUUUUGCAUAAAAAUAACUAUCAAUUGUGUUAUUUUGUUCUAGGGUGACCUCUUAACUUUACAUUUAGAGCUUGCUCUUUGCUGGUACCUAGGUAGUGGUUAUGGUACAGUUCGGUUUCCAGUCUUAAAAGUGGUUACAGUAUAGUUCUGUACUCCAGUAUUUGCUGGUACCAAGGUUGUGGUUAUGGUACAGCCUGGUUCCCAAGUCUUUGCUGGUACCUAGGUGGUGGUUAUGGUACAGCCUGGUUCCCAAGUCUUUGCUGGUACCUAGGUAGGGGUUAUAGUACAUCCCUGUUCCCCAGUCUUUGUUGGUAUCUAGUAGGGAUUAUGGUAUAUUCUUUGUUCAUAUGCACACAAAAUUGGGAGGGGGUGGGGGCUAUAACAUUGGCUAAAAUGAGGGGAAAGAGUACUGUAUUUAUACAUUACAAAAACACAAGUUGAGCAUUUUUUCUAAAGAAUCAUGUAUGUUUUGCUUUCAUGUUAAAAAAAUGUUCAAAUGUUUGCAAUUUCCCCAAUGCAAGUUGUAGAAUAUUUACAUUUUACAUAUUAAUACAUGGACUUGUGUAUUUAUAGAUGAUAAAUUAUGAAUUUUUCAUGUUUUAUUCCUUGUACAUAAUUACUGAUGUAUAAAUUUAUUAAAAUGAAGGCAUGCACUUGAUAUAUAUAUAUAUAUAGAGAGAGAUAUUGGACCUUCACAUUUUGAUGAAUAUACAUAGUUCAAAGAUGGUCUCUACACGACCUGUUCGUUGCACAUUGCAUCUUUUGUUUUAAAAGGACUCGAAACUCAUUUGAGCCAUGCCAUGGGAAAACCAACAUAGUGGGUUUGCGACCAGCAUGGAUCCAGACCAGCCUGCGCAUCUGCGCAGUCUGGUCAGGAUCCAUGCUGUUCGCUAACAGUUUCUUUAAUUGUAAUAGACUUUGAAAGAGAACAUCAUGGAUCCAGACCAGACUGCGCAGAUGCGCAGGCAGGUCUGGAUCCAUGCUGGUCGCAAACCCACUAUGUUGGUUUUCUCAUGGCACGGCUCAAUUUUUCUUCCUAUGAAAUUUUAAUAUUGUCUUUUACAGUAUAAUCAUCACAAAUUAUGAUAUGAAGUACUCGAAUGAUAUUAUCUGAUAUUUGUUCAUCAUGUGUACAUUUAACGGACUUUUUUUUAAAUUACCUAUUAUUUUGAAAGAAAUUUAUAUGGAUGCUUCAGAUUUUAUUGGUGGUAGUCUUCAACCUUUUAAAUGUAUUUUUGAUGACUUCCAAUGAAAUUAUUGAUACUGGAAAAAUGCUAAAUCUUAAAACCUCCAUCAGUUGUUGUACAGUACCCAUACUUUGCAAUGUGUAAUAUGUAGUAAGUUAACAUUUUUUUGUAGAAAACGUAAGGAGAGUGUAUUAAUACCUAUUUAAAGAAUAUUUAUUCUUAUUGUCAGUGUGUUGCCACGUAGGAGGUGAUUAAUUCAGUAUGUCUGUGUUGGAUUUAUUCACUCCGGGGUAAACAUGCUGACGUGAAUUUGCAUUUUGCGUUGCCUCGUUUCAUUGCUAGAAAAGGAAUUAUGUUUUUGGGAACUUUAGUAAAGAAAUGUACAAAAAAGACACUUUAACAAAAAAAACAAAAAAAAACGUAUUGAACGGAACACACAAAGAUUUUAUUCCAUAGAAGUGGCCAUGAAUAUUACAAUAUUUCUAGGUUGACUUAUUUUCCUGUUUUCAAGAAUUAAUGAUGAAAAAUUAUAGCUUAUCCAACAGUUUGAUAGCAAUUAAAUGUAUUUUUGUCAAAGUUAGAUUGAAGGAAAACUUACCUAUAAAUCCAGAAAAACUGGAUUGCAAUGAAACUUGCUUCACAGAGUAUGUAUGAAAAAGUUCAGGUUUAAUCUGUACUGUAUGUAUAAAGUUUUAUUAUAUUUGUAGCUGUAAUGCGUGACCUGUUUGUAGCUAUUUUAUCCCAUAUAAUAGUGCUCAUCGAGUACUUUUCUACCAAAAUUUAUGUUCUAUCUAGACUUGUAUGUUAAUACCUUAAGGUUUUUAAUGAAUAAAGAAAUUUUCAUUUUAA
Mercenaria mercenaria is the source of this 11294-nucleotide messenger RNA. Its product is annotated as plasma membrane calcium-transporting ATPase 2-like. Bases 256 to 3822 code for a protein of 1188 amino acids. Gene Ontology annotation, cellular component: intracellular membrane-bounded organelle; membrane. The transcript is spliced from 25 exons. Gene Ontology annotation, biological process: calcium ion transmembrane transport; regulation of cytosolic calcium ion concentration. Gene Ontology annotation, molecular function: P-type calcium transporter activity; ATP binding; ATP hydrolysis activity. Lineage: Eukaryota; Metazoa; Mollusca; Bivalvia; Venerida; Veneridae. The record is from RefSeq and is a predicted model, not a curated record.